UAGCCGAAAUGUGCCGCCAUAAUCGUGCUGCUGCGGAGAGAUACGGUCGACCGGAUCUCGUGCAGUGUUGGUCGUUGGCGGAAAUGAUCGCACAACCGAGCACGGAUUUUGAAACCGAUGACGAUAUGUUGUGCUCGCAGAAUCCGUUCGCGAAGAGCUUGCUAGAGUCACUCAUUCAUCAUUUCGCGCGCAUACACGAUGUCCAGACGGCCGCGAUGCUCUGUUGUGCCUUUGGUCGACACUGCCCCUCGGCGCUGGAGCUUUCUAUGAGUUCCAGCUCAAGCAGCAAAUCAAUCAACCAAAGUCACUUACUUAGCGGUCAUCGAAAAAUUAAGCCUAGCGGAUCGCCCUACCACACGAUUCUGCCGGUGGACCCGUCUUCCAACCAGGGCUGGAUAUUGGCGCAACAGUUGAAGCACCUGCGCAGCAACUCGUGGUCGGACUCGCUGGAUGACUUUCGGCUCGGCCCGGGAAGCGGAGGCGGAUUCGGGGAUAUCAACAGGAGCCUACUGGGCGAUAGUAAUCGUUUUCUGUACGACAACUUCAAGCGCAGCUACGCGGAAAUGCUGUACCGCUGGGGCCUGCUGGUCCAGCGGGCGAAGGUGCUUAAGUACCUGUCGAACUACGUCGAUACGCCCCGGUGCGUAGAGUUUGUAACCGAAUGUUUGCACUGUUGUCGCGUCGGGGCGCCAGCGUGUGCGACAUGCAAGAAACCGGUACUGUACUGCAGCUUAUGCCGACUGCCGGUGCGAGGAGCAGCCAAUGCUUGCCUGCAUUGCGGUCACGGUGGACAUACGGAGCACAUGCGGAUAUGGUUCGAGCGGCAUGACGUUUGCGCAACGGGCUGUGGAUGUCCCUGUUUGAACAAAAGCUCGAAACUGUGCAAUUUGUAGUCCAUGGAAACGUUAUACAACCAUACGUCGUUAAAUUGUUGGUAGUGCUGUAAAUGACGGUACUUGUAUUGUAAGUAAAUGUAGUCUUUGGCAAAACAGUCCAAUUUGUCUUCUUCACAAGACUGCCUCAUUAAAAUACAAAAGGGUAAAAUAGAAC
Anopheles nili is the source of this 1050-nucleotide messenger RNA. RefSeq names its product GATOR complex protein Wdr59-like. The transcript has 4 exons. Lineage: Eukaryota; Metazoa; Arthropoda; Insecta; Diptera; Culicidae. Bases 9 to 893 code for a protein of 294 amino acids. The record is from RefSeq and is a predicted model, not a curated record.